This is a messenger RNA of Penicillium alfredii, 3066 nucleotides long. It is a transcript of the gene spt16, whose product is annotated as chromatin-remodeling protein SPT16. The transcript is spliced from 7 exons. NCBI's taxonomy places the organism in Eukaryota, Fungi, Ascomycota, Eurotiomycetes, Eurotiales, Aspergillaceae. Gene Ontology annotation, cellular component: FACT complex. Gene Ontology annotation, biological process: positive regulation of transcription elongation by RNA polymerase II; transcription elongation by RNA polymerase II. The record is from RefSeq and is a predicted model, not a curated record. Gene Ontology annotation, molecular function: nucleosome binding. The coding region runs from base 1 to 3066 and encodes 1021 amino acids.
AUGGCCGAGGAGAUUGCGGUUGACAAAAACGCCUUUUUCAAUCGCUUAUCCAACUUCUAUGCAACAUGGAAGGCGGACAAGCGCUCGGGGAAUGCUCUAUUUGGCGGUGCAGGGUCCAUCGUCAUUCUCAUGGGAAAGACCGACGAACAGAAUUCUUUCCAAAAGCAUAGUGCGAUGCAUUUCUGGCUUCUCGGAUACGAAUUCCCAGCCACGCUCCUUGUGCUCACCACCGAAGCAAUCUACGUGGUGACUACAGCCAAGAAAGCAAAGCACCUGGAGCCAUUGAAAGGUGGGAAGAUACCGGUUGAGAUCCUGGUGACCACCAAGGAUCCAGAGUCGAAGAAUAAGGCGUUUGAAAAAUGUCUGGAUGUCAUUAAGGGUGCAGGAGCAAAAGUUGGUACCUUACCUAAAGACAACGCCUCUGGGCCCUUUGCAGAUGAGUGGAGACGCGCUUUCGCCGAUGCCUCAAAGGAAAUGGAGGAAGUAGACAUCACACCCGCACUUUCCUCCGCCGCGUUCUCAAUCAAGGAUCCGGAGGAACUGGUUUCUAUCCGCAAUGCCUCGCGAGCAUGUAGUGGCCUGAUGUCAGAAUAUUUCGUGGAUGAAAUGUCACGAUUGCUUGACGAGGAAAAGCAGAUGACACACAAGGGCCUCGCCGCAAAAGUUGACGCGAAGAUUGAUGAAGCCAAGUUCUUCAACAAGCUGGCCCGGCUACCGGCGGAAUUCGAUGCUCGGCAGAUCGACUGGGCCUAUGGGCCUGUGAUUCAGAGUGGAGGCGCGUAUGACCUCAAACUCACGGCGACAUCUGAUAGCAACAACCUGGAGCCAGGCAUCAUCCUUUCCAGCUUUGGAAUCAGAUACAAAACGUAUAGCUCGCUCAUCGGGCGCACGUAUUUGGUGGAUCCCAGCAAAUCGCAAGAGGCGAAUUAUGCUUUCCUGCUGAAUCUUCAUGAGACGGUGAUGAAAGAGAUUCGGGACGGUGCGGUUGCCAAGAACCUGUACAACAAGACCAUCGGCCUCGUCCGAUCGAAGAAACCCGAACUCGAAGGCCAUUUUGUCAAGAACAUUGGCGCCGGUAUUGGAAUUGAGCUUCGUGAUGCCAACAUGGUCCUCAAUGCCAAGAAUUCCCGUGUGUUGAAAAAUGGCAUGACUCUGUCCAUCACGGUUGGGUUGACCGAUGUGAAGGAUCCGGACUCCAAGGGAACCAAGAAUGGAGUUUACUCCAUGGUCAUCACUGAUACGGUCCGAGUUGGGGAAAAUGGACCUCAUAUCUUUACCAAGGAUGCUGGCAUUGACAUGGACUCGGUUUCGUUUUAUUUCGGGGACGAAGAAGAGCCUCAAAAACCGGCCAAGGAGAAGAAGGAAGCUAAGCCCAGCGCCAUUGCCAGCAGAAACGUCACAAGGACAAAACUCCGCGCUGAGCGACCGACUCAGAUUAACGAAGGCGCUGAAGCACGCCGACGUGAACAUCAGAAGGAACUGGCCUCGAAAAAAACGAAGGAAGGCUUAGAAAGGUUUACUGGAACCACCGGCGACAACAACGGUGUGGCCCAAAAGAAGUUCAAGCGCUUUGAAUCCUACAAGCGAGACAACCAAUUGCCUGCCAAGGUCAAGGAUCUGACUGUCUACGUUGACCACAAAGCCUCGACCGUCAUUGUGCCCAUCAUGGGCAGGCCAGUUCCGUUCCACAUCAACGCCAUCAAGAAUGCCAGCAAGAGCGAUGAAGGAGAGUAUGCCUACCUGCGAAUCAACUUCCUCUCGCCAGGCCAAGGGGUUGGCAGAAAAGACGACCAACCUUUCGAAGACUUGUCAGCUCAUUUUGUUCGCAAUCUCACGCUCCGGUCAAAGAACAAUGACCGACUUGCGCAAGUUGCACAGGAUAUCACUGAACUUCGAAAGACUGCCUUGAGGCGGGAGCAGGAGAAGAAGGAGAUGGAAGAUGUCAUCGAGCAGGACAAGCUGGUUGAGAUCAGAAACCGCCGCCCCGUGAAGCUGCCUGAUGUCUACCUUCGGCCUCCGCUGGAUGGAAAGCGAGUUCCGGGAGAAGUGGAAAUCCACCAGAAUGGUCUCCGGUACCUGUCACCUUUCCGCAAUGAGCAUGUCGAUGUGCUUUUCAGCAACGUAAAGCAUCUCUUCUUUCAGCCAUGCGCCCAUGAAUUGAUCGUCCUGAUCCAUGUGCACCUGAAAACCCCCAUCAUGAUCGGGAAGAGAAAGACGCGAGAUGUGCAAUUCUAUCGUGAGGCCACAGAGAUGCAGUUUGAUGAGACCGGAAACCGCCGGCGCAAGCAUCGAUACGGGGACGAAGAAGAGUUCGAGGCCGAGCAAGAAGAACGACGACGAAGGGCUGCUUUGGAUCGUGAGUUCAAAGCCUUCGCGGAGAAGGUUGCGGAUGCUGGUAAAGAUGAAGGGGUUGAUGUCGACAUCCCAUUCCGAGAGAUUGGGUUCACUGGUGUUCCCAACCGCUCCAAUGUCUUGAUUCAACCGACGACGGAUGCCCUCGUGCAGCUCACGGAGCCACCCUUCAUGGUCAUCACAUUGAAUGAAAUCGAGAUCGCUCAUCUAGAGAGAGUACAGCAGUUUGGUCUCAAAAACUUCGACAUGGUCUUUGUUUUCAAGGACUUCCACCGGCCUCCGGUGCAUGUCAACACGAUUCCCGUUGAGGCGCUUGAGGGUGUCAAGGACUGGCUCGAUUCGGUUGAUAUCGCGUACACCGAAGGCCCACUGAACUUGAACUGGACCACGAUCAUGAAAACGGUCGUGAGUGACCCGUACGGAUUCUUCGCCGACGGUGGCUGGUCAUUCCUGUCAGCCGAUUCUGAUUCGGAGGGUGGCUCUGAGGAGGAGGAAGAGUCGGCUUUCGAACUGUCCGAUUCUGAACUUGCGGCAGACGAAAGCUCCGAGGAAGACAGCGAGUACGACGACGACGCCAGUGCUGAUGCUAGCGAGGAUUUGAGCGGUGAUGAGGAGAGUGGCGAAGAUUGGGACGAGCUCGAGAAAAAAGCCAAACGAAAGGACAAGGAGAGCGCGCUGGACGAUGACGAACGAGGCACAAAGCGUAAACGUUAA